AUGGCAGGAGAUUGCGCACAAGUUGGGCGAGAUUUGAAAGACAUGUCGGAAGAAGACCUCUGGGAACUAAUCAACGACAACAGGCACAAGAUUUCACUGGAUGUUCGUCCGAGUCGGGUCAUUCCUUACCUGAGGCAGGCCAGGGUGCUGACCGAGGUGGAUGAAGACGAGAUCCUGUCAUGCCACAAACUCUCCAACCGCUCCAUGAGGACAAGCUACAUGCUGGAUCUCCUGCGGACUCAGGGCCGGAAUGGAGCAGUGGCGUUACUGGACAGUCUGAUGAUCCACUACCCCACGCUCUACACCCAAGUGACGGGACGCAAGCCCAGCACCGAGCCAUCGCGCUUCAGUGGUCUGAUAAAGUACUCGGAGCUGACGGAGUACCUGGUCCGUGCCGUCACCGGGAUGCAGAAGGAGCUGCAGGACGCGCGCUAUGAGGCCAGCCGCAUGACCGCACGCUGCUCCACUCUGGAAACCGAGCUCGCACAGAUCAUGGAGCACGAGGCCAAGACCCAAUGCCUUCAGUCUGAAAAUGAGCGCAUGCAGAGGCAGUUUAGGGCUCUACAACGAGAGAUCGCCAAGAUGAAAGAGGAAAAAUGUGAUUUCUAUGUGCGUUACACCACAGCGAUAGAGGAGAAAUCUGCGCUCAACAUCCGCCUCCAUGAUCUCACGCUACAGAUGUACCAGGUCCAGACAGAUUUGCAGAAAGCCCUAAGUGAGAAUGAAAACCAGAGGAAGUGCUCGUUGAGGUGCAGGUCUGCACUGGACCCUAAGCUCCAGGCCGAGGUUCUGAGUCUGCGCUGUCAGCUGGAGAAGGCCGAGAAGCUGGACCCAGCUCGUAACGACAUUUUGGCCCAGGACUUGGCUGAAGCUAUCGGGAGCCAAGCGGAACUAGCCGAGCAGCUGCAGACCUACAGAGAGGAGAACGAACACCUGCUCCGAGACAAGCAAAUGCUGCUGGAGCAGAAGGAGUCUCUGGGCCUACAGGUGCAGCAGCUGAGCCUGGACUGCUCCAUGCAUGAGCAGAAGGCCGCCGUGAUCCAGGAGCAGAUGAGGGAGCUGCAGGAAGAGCGACACCAGGCUUACCAGUCACGAGACGAGGCCCAGGCCAUGAUCACUCGUAUCCUGACGGAGAAGGACUGUCUGAGGUCACAGCUGGUGGAGCUGCAGGAGAGACUGUUCUGCUUGAAGGCCGUGCACAGAUCCAGGGAGAGGAGGCAGAGCUCUGAUGACUUGGGGAGCAGCUGGGGAAGUCCAAGCUCCAAUUGUGAGGAGUCACCGUUCCCAAAUAGACGCAGACUCUGCCGGAUGGAUGCAGUGAAUCCCAUGUCCAUUUUGGAGGGUGAAGAUCUGGCAGCGUGCAGUGUCCGUUCCCGUACGGUGGAGCCUCCCUGUCCAGAGUCCCUGCGGCGGAGGGAGGAGGCCCUGCACAGAGACAACAGCCUGGAAAAUGCUGAAACCGAUCCUCUAUUAGACGACUUUGUCUUCCUGCCUCUCGCUAAGGAUGAGGACAAGCAGACGCUCAAGGAUUCUUAUCCGGAUGGCACCAGCUUUGACAAACUUUCCGAGACCUCUGCUCCUCCUUUCCUCGUGCGCUCUCGUCCUAAAGCCCUCCGCAUCAACGGCCGUGUCCUGACCAUCUCCUUCCAGGGAGAGAGUAUGCUGCAGCAGCUGUCUGUGGUGGGCGGCAACAAGACGGGAGUGUUCGUGCACGAGGUGAAGGAGGGCAGCGCGGCUCACAUGGUCGGGAUCAGCACCGGAUCUCAAGUGGUGGAGGUGAAAUAUGAGCAGAAAGAGAAAGCCUUGAGAAUGGUCCUGGAGGAUUCGACUCUGGAGGAGGCGGUUUGGGCGCUUGGUCAAGUCACAGGCUUCUGCCACCUCUCUCUGCGGCCACGGCCAGAUGACUACCAGGGCUUACUGCAGCAGCUCCAGACCAGCACCAUUUCCUCUGGAGACUCCCUGUAUGUGCGGGUGAACAUGUCCCUGAGCUCGGGCAGCGGCGGAACUCUGGCCGUGUCCUGUAACGACAUCCUUCACGUCACAAAUACGUGUCCGACCGGAGCCUCUGACUCCUGGGAGGCCAGUCAGGUGCACCCCUGCCAGCUGCUGCACCUCCAGAGCGGGACAGUGCCAAACUAUUUCAGAGCACAAGGACUUCUGAUCCGGGCACUUGAGAAUAUGAAUUUCCAAACCAAGUCUCAAAAGUCCGGACGUGCAGCGCCUCGAGAACAAAGCGUCAGAAUUGUGACCACGGGUCGCCAGGGAAGAAACCCUCUGUGGGUCAGCUUUGAGAACGAAGGGGGCUCAGAGUCUGGCAACACCACGUCCAAAAGCUGUGUCUCCCUCAUGCCUUACACCCUGGUCACUCCACACAUCCCACCCGUGUGCAGACCCAUCCUGCUCCUGCCCUCCCUCUUGGGACGAGUCCUGGAGAAGAAGGUGGUGGGAUGGGAGGGAUUUCAGCUGCUCGAGCCAGAGAAGCUGAGUCCGACGGAGCAUGCGGCCCGACUGCAGAAGUCUGAGAUUCUGGAGGAGUGUGACCAGUCGGAAAACACCCACUACACCACUCUGAGUGUCGAGAAAAUUAUGAAAAAGGGGCUUCACUGCGUGCUGCCGCUGGGUCUGGACUGUGUGCGGAGACUGCACCGAGCCGACAUCUAUCCCAUCAUCAUUUUCAUUGGACAGAGCCCCCGCAGCACCCACAAGCUCAGGUCUAAACUGCAGAGACACGGACACACAGAGGAGCAGCUCUUGGCCUGUUCACACAGUGAGGAGCCGCUUCUGGACAAACUGCCCUGUCUGUACCACAGCAUGGCUCCAGACUCCUGGUGCGACUGCAGCUCUCUGCUCACACGCCUGCGCAGUGUCAUCUGGGAAGAGCAGAAGAAGAUUGUGUGGGUGGAGCCCGAUCUGUGGUGA
Messenger RNA from Knipowitschia caucasica, 2919 nucleotides. The record is from the annotation of a GenBank genome assembly. NCBI's taxonomy places the organism in Eukaryota, Metazoa, Chordata, Actinopteri, Gobiiformes, Gobiidae.